Cyclopterus lumpus (lumpfish) is the source of this 1348-nucleotide messenger RNA. It is a transcript of the gene srsf5a, whose product is annotated as serine and arginine rich splicing factor 5a. The transcript has 8 exons. Gene Ontology annotation, molecular function: mRNA binding. Gene Ontology annotation, cellular component: nucleus; ribonucleoprotein complex; cytoplasm. Lineage: Eukaryota; Metazoa; Chordata; Actinopteri; Perciformes; Cyclopteridae. Bases 141 to 1097 code for a protein of 318 amino acids. The record is from RefSeq and is a predicted model, not a curated record.
CGGUUCCCCGCUCUGGCAUGAGACCCACUCGCCAUUUUGAUAUAGUCGAGCAGGGCUGAGACCACACGCCACAACGUUGCAGCUUACCAUCGAAGUAAACGCCGAAACCGGACACGCUUUGAUUGAAAGAAAAGAUUACAAUGAGUGGUUGUCGUGUCUUCAUCGGCCGCCUGAGCCCACACGCCAGGGAGAGAGACGUGGAGAAAUUUUUCAAGGGCUAUGGCCGAAUUAGGGAAAUUAACUUGAAGAAUGGAUUUGGCUUUGUGGAAUUUGAUGACCACAGAGAUGCAGAUGAUGCCGUCUACGAGUUGAACGGCAAAGAAUUGUGCAGUGAAAGGGUCACUAUUGAGCAUGCUCGCUCCAGAAGAGGACGAGGUGGGGGCCCCGGAGGAAUGGGAGGACGUUUCGGCGGUGGCGGAGGAGGUGGGGGUGGAGGUGGAGGUGGUGGAAGCAGCAGUGGCGGCGGCGGUGGCUAUCGUCCAUCUCGCAGCAGUGGCUCCAGACUGGACAGGUAUGGCCCCCCUGUGCGGACAGAUCACAGACUAAUUGUGGAGAACCUCUCUUCACGAAUCAGCUGGCAGGACCUGAAAGACCUCAUGAGAAAAGCAGGUGAAGUUACCUUUGUGGACGCACACAGACCUAACAAAAAUGAAGGAGUGGUUGAGUUUGCAUCCCGCAGUGACCUGAAGAACGCCAUCUCCAAGCUCGACGGAUCAGAGCUGAAUGGACGCAAGCUUAAGAUCUUUGAGGACAGCAGAAGCAAGAGCCGCUCUCGCUCCCGCAGCUACUCCCGCUCAAAGAGUCGUUCCAGGAGCCGCAACCGUUCCAGGAGCCGCUCCAGGUCCCUGAGUCGCACCCCAGAGAAGAAGACGUCCGGUGGGGGCAGGGCGUCAGGCAGAUCCCCCUCCAGGUCUAAGUCCAGGUCCAAGUCUCGCUCAAAGUCUCGCUCAAAGUCCAGGUCUAAGUCCAGGUCCAGGUCUCGCUCCCGCUCACCUGCCCCUGCUCAGAACAAGCAGUCCCGUUCACGGUCUCGCUCCCGGUCCAGGUCUCGUUCCAGGUCUCGCUCCCGCUCCGCCUCUGCAGACAGCAAGCACUAAGAUUGGUGCACCUGUCGGCCGUAAAAAAUAGACUGAUAGUUGCUCACCACAGGCCUGUAUGGUGGCAUGUGAUUUAUUGUUUCUUUUUAAUGAAGGGGAGGAAAUCCCCAUGGCUUCUUUUGAAAUAAGAUCUUAAGUCAUUAAUGUGCCCUCAUUGGCUUUGAUUUCUUUCUUUUUUUAGUUUGGAUGAGCUUCCACCGGAAAAUGUUUGUUUUUCUAAUUAUUAUUUUUUGCACCCCCCCCCCCCCCCC